Messenger RNA from Daldinia childiae, 1536 nucleotides. RefSeq names its product Benzoate 4-monooxygenase. Lineage: Eukaryota; Fungi; Ascomycota; Sordariomycetes; Xylariales; Hypoxylaceae. The record is from RefSeq and is a predicted model, not a curated record. The transcript has a single exon. Gene Ontology annotation, molecular function: heme binding; oxidoreductase activity, acting on paired donors, with incorporation or reduction of molecular oxygen; monooxygenase activity. Bases 1 to 1536 code for a protein of 511 amino acids.
AUGUCAAUCAUCGAUCAGAUCCCAUUGCCUUGGGCAUUGGCCCUUGGAUGUCUUGCUGUUGUAGCCUAUUAUGUCCGCUCAUACCUAGCGACGAACGGUCACCUUCGAGGUAUUCCUACGCCUUUCCCAGCCCAAUUCACCAAUCUGUGGCUCCUCUACGCAUGUAGGCGGGGAAGGCGUUAUCUCGCCGUGGAUAAGGUCCAUAAGAAAUUGGGUCCGAUCGUUCGUAUCCAGCCAAACCAUGUGAGCGUUGCCGACGACGAGGCUAUCCAGGUCAUCUACGGCCACGGAAACGGGUUCCUCAAGUCAGAGUUCUACGAUGCCUUCGUGUCUAUCCGGCGCGGUCUAUUCAAUACUCGAGACCGCGCCGAGCAUACUCGCAAGAGGAAGCUAGUCUCAAGCACAUUCGCUCCGAAGGCCAUAUCUCAGUUUGAGCCGUACAUUUAUGAGAAUCUCGAGAUGUUUGUGAAGAGAUGGGAUGAGCUUAUCGAAAGCUCACCAAAGGGAGAUAAAACAGCCUAUGUAGAUUGUCUAAAAUGGUUCAACUACGUUGCCUUCGACACCAUUGGGGAUCUGGCAUUUGGCGCCCCGUUCGGUAUGCUAAAAGCAGGAGCAGAUAUUGCCGAAGUUCGCACAGCUGUUGACUCGCCGCCCAUCUAUGCGCCAGCGGUUGAAAUACUUAACCGCCGCGGCGAGGUGUCUGCUACGCUCGGCUGUUUCCCUCAGCUCAAGCCCUACGCCAAAUGGCUCCCCGAUUCGUUCUUUAGCAAGGGUCUCGCAGCUGUAGAGAAUUUGGCCGGCAUAGCUAUUGCGCGUGUAAAAGAUCGUCUCGAGAACCCACCAGACAUCAACCGCAGAGAUCUUCUUGCCCUACUGCAAGAAGGACGCGACGAGAAAGGCGAGCCAUUAGGCUUCGAGGAACUAACAGCAGAAGCCUUAACGCAGCUAAUUGCUGGGUCAGACACGACCUCUAAUUCGUCUUGUGCUCUUCUUUAUCACGUCGCACGGACUCCUGGUGUCUUACAAAAGUUGCAGGCGGAGCUCGAUGCAGCAAUCCCAAGUGAUGACGUCACCGUGCCCUCAUACGACGCGAUCAGAAAUUUACCAUACCUCCAGAUGGUCAUCAACGAAACGUUGCGUAUUCACUGCACAUCUGGUAUCGGCCUACCACGAGAGAUCCCGCCCGAUUCUGAGGGAGUACACAUCCGUGGAUACUACUUCCCCCCCGGCACGGUGCUUAGCGUGCCAACAUAUACCAUGCACCACUCGCGGGAGAUAUGGGGCGAUGAUGCAGAUGAGUUUCGCCCUGAGAGAUGGGAAGACACGACGACGCGCCAGAAGAACGCAUUUAUACCGUUCAGCACGGGUCCCAGAGCCUGUGUUGGCCGAAACGUGGCCGAGAUGGAAAUGAAGAUGAUCGUGGCGACCUGGGCGCGGCGAUACAACGUAUUUCUUUGUCAGGGAGAGAUGGAGACUCGAGAGGGAUUCUUAAGGAAGCCGCUAGCAUUAGAUAUUGGACUGAAGCGAAGAGUUUAG